UUGGAUACAAAAUCAACUCGUAUAUUAAUAGAUAAGGGUAUGGCAUUGGAUACAAAAUCAACUCGUAUAAGAUUGAACCAAUAUAUUGAUUGUUUUACGUGGGCUUGUGUGUGUUACACAUAUCUUUUUUUUUUUUUUUUUUUUUGCAAUUAAAUUGGGUAUAUAAUAAGUUAAAUUUAAAGACAAUUGUUAACUAAAUAUAAUGUCAUAGGGACUUCAGGUGCUCUAUUUUGGAUCGUAUUAAUUGGUUGGUCAAGUAAUAAUAUUCCUUCGGAUGUGUAAUUCUAUACUCAUUCUUCUUAUCCGUCAUGAUCAACUGAACAAAUUAAAACAUUCGCAAUUAGAAGGUGACCAUCAUGCUGAGAUCCCAGCACAUUUUCUCAUUUUGGAUCGUUGGAUAUGCUUCAACAUUUUUGGAACCGUUAGAUGCUUUUGCUGCCGAGGUAAGCGCCCGGGAUGAAGGUAAAUCAGACCGAGGAGUUCAAAAAACACCAACAAAGGAGAGACGGGGAAAGGGGGACACCGGAGCACCGAAAUCCGACCGGUCUAAAACUGUAUUCGCCAUUGUUUGCUUUUCGUCUUCACCAGAAAAAAUCUCAAUUAAAGUGGUCACCGAAAAGAAGGCCCAACCUUUGACCAUGACUUCGCUGGGCGAGGGAAUCAAAAAGCAAGCAGGCAAAGAGCCGAAGCCGCAAAAUUUGACGUCGGGAAGCCGAAAGCACGGGACGCCACGUCACGAUCCAGAGGAAUGGUCCCCUACAAAAAAGGUUCUUUCCUUGUCGUCAUCUCGUGGCAUUGGGAAGAGGAGCGGCCGAUCACGUCAUAUUUCACGCGGCUUACGUUAGGCUCUUUUUUGGACUUUCAAUUAUUUAUUUAUUUAUUGUUAAAAAUGAAGAAGCUUCGCUUAUAUUUGUCG
This is a messenger RNA of Theobroma umbraticum, 916 nucleotides long. The record is from RefSeq and is a predicted model, not a curated record. NCBI's taxonomy places the organism in Eukaryota, Viridiplantae, Streptophyta, Magnoliopsida, Malvales, Malvaceae.